This is a messenger RNA of Macadamia integrifolia, 663 nucleotides long. RefSeq names its product thymidylate kinase-like. Lineage: Eukaryota; Viridiplantae; Streptophyta; Magnoliopsida; Proteales; Proteaceae. The record is from RefSeq and is a predicted model, not a curated record. Gene Ontology annotation, molecular function: ATP binding; dTMP kinase activity. The transcript is spliced from 4 exons. Bases 16 to 648 code for a protein of 210 amino acids. Gene Ontology annotation, biological process: dTDP biosynthetic process; dTTP biosynthetic process; dUDP biosynthetic process. Gene Ontology annotation, cellular component: mitochondrion; cytoplasm; cytosol.
AAUUUCGACGGCAUCAUGGGAAACCUUGAACCAUGGACUAAACCAAGGGGUGGAACCACACUUAUCAUUGAUCGUUACUCUUACUCUGGGGUAGCUUUCUCAUCUACCACAGGAUUCAAUAUAGAAUGGUGUAAGGCUCCUGAGAAGGGGCUGCUGGCUCCAGACCUAGUGGUGUACCAUGACAUACCACCUGAGAAAGCAGCAGAGAGAGGAGGUUAUGGAGGUGAGAGAUAUGAGCAGUUGGAGUUCCGAGGGAAAGUCGCCCAACACUAUCAGAUGCUUCAUGAUGCCACAUGGAAGAUUGUUGAUGCUUGCCGCCCCAUAGAGGAUAUAGAGAAACAGCUAAUAGAACUUGCGAUGGAUUGUGUUAGCACCUGUCAUAAGGGGAAGCCUCUCUCUCAACUCUGGCUAACAUGGUACCUUUUUUUGGCUGGAUGCUACAGUGACAGUAGUGGGAUUUGGACCGGUUCAUUUCUUGGGCACAGAAAUGGGAGAGUCAUUACCAAACGCUUUUUAGCUCAUUUCUGUUCUCAAAUGACAUCUAGAACAGGAAAGAUGAUCUCGGGAGAGUUACCAAACAGGCUCUUUGAUCUCGGGUGUAUUCUGUUUCUCUGUGAACAGGGGUUCGAUCUGAUCAUAUCCCUUUGACCCUGUAUGCUCUGU